Messenger RNA from Drosophila takahashii, 3412 nucleotides. It is a transcript of the gene IntS4, whose product is annotated as integrator complex subunit 4. Lineage: Eukaryota; Metazoa; Arthropoda; Insecta; Diptera; Drosophilidae. Gene Ontology annotation, cellular component: integrator complex. Gene Ontology annotation, biological process: snRNA processing. The record is from RefSeq and is a predicted model, not a curated record.
AUCUCUAAUUUGCGGACCACAACUUUUCGGGGAGCGGAUUUUUGAUUUCAUCAGAUUUCUUGGGAACUGCCAACAGGUGGCAGACGAGACUGCGACUCCAUUUGGAAACCAUGGCGCUGGCCAUCAAGAAGCGCUUCGGCUCCUACGUGGAGACGGUGGACGGGGCGCCGGCGGUGAAGAAGCUGCGCCUGCAAACCCUGGCCGCCGAUGCGAAGGCCGGGAAAGCCGGAAAAGCGGGAAAUGCGGAGCGCAAGCUGACGGCGCUCAGCCAACUGGACGCCUAUGUGGGCAGCCUGCCAGCGGCUGUCCCGCCGGGGCCACCAACUGCUCCUCCCACUGCCCCCGCCACAACCUCCUCCGCCGCCGUCGUGGCGACGCCAACCACGCAGAAUAGCCGGGAACUGCUGGAGCUGCUGGUGAAGAUCACCGACGAGAUAUCCUACGAGGACGUCGAGCUGGCCGAGCUGAAGGAGGUGGCCAACAAGAUCUUCCAGCUGUACCAGCUGCAGGCGAGCGACAGCGACACCUCCAUCCGGGUGAAGCUGCUCGAACUGCUCUCCGGUUUGGGAUGCGAGUGCGCCACUGAGCAGGCGGUCACGCUGAUCAUCGACUACUUCAUCUACCUGCUGCGCAAGGAGUGCUCCCAGAAGGUGCUCGCCCAGGGCAUGAUGUGCUUGUUCCGAAUUGGCGAGCGGCGGAAGCACCUAGUGCCCAUUUCGUACAACACACAGGUGGCUCAUCUGGCCAAGGAGCAGCUGCGCUCCGGCUCCACGCACACGCAGAAGAACGCCAUGCUGGUGAUUGGACGGUUCGCCACCAAAAUGGAGGGCGAACGGCACUACGUUUGGAAGCUGGCCUUCUACAUUGACUCGCAGGACUCGGGUGUGCGCGCCCAGGCGCUGCACGCGCUGCUCACCCUCGGCGAGCGGGGAUCCCAGCUGCCGGCGGUGCUCUACAGGCGGGCCGUCGAGGCCAUGAAGGAUGACUACGAGUGCGUGAGGAAGGAGGCGCUGCGCCUGGUCUUCAUGCUGGGCAACAGGCAUCCGGACUACGUGAUACCCUCGGAUCGCCAGCAGGAGGAGCUGCGCAUGAUAGACGCCGCCUUCAGCAAGGUCUGCGAGGCGCUGUGCGAUCUCUCGCUGCAGAUACGCGUGCUGGCGGCUGAGCUGCUGGGCGGCAUGACGGCCGUCAGCCGGGAGUUUCUGCAUCAGACGCUGGACAAGAAGCUGAUGAGCAAUCUGCGCCGCAAGCGGACGGCGCACGAGCGCGGCGCCCGGCUGGUCACCAGCGGCGAGUGGUCCUCCGGCAAGCGCUGGGCCGACGAUGCGCCGCAGGAGCACCUGGACGCGCGCAGCAUCUCGAUCAUAGCCAGCGGCGCGUGCGGCGCCCUCAUCCACGGGCUGGAGGACGAGUUCCUGGAGGUGCGCACCGCGGCGGUGGCCUCCAUGUGCAAGUUGGCCUUGUCGCGGCCGGACUUUGCGGUGACCAGCCUGGACUUUCUGGUGGACAUGUUCAACGACGAGAUCGAGGACGUGCGGCUGAAGGCCAUCUACAGUCUGACCGCCAUUGCCCGGCACAUUGUGCUGCGCGAGGAUCAGCUGGAGAUCAUGCUCGGCUCGCUGGAGGACUUCUCGGUGGAGGUGCGCGAGGGACUGCAUCUCAUGCUCGGCGCCUGCCGCGUCUCCACGCAAACGUGCCUGCUGAUGGUGGUGCAGAAGCUGCUGGAUGUGCUGGCCAAGUAUCCGCAGGAUCGGCACUCCACGUACGCCUGCAUGCGCAAGAUCGGCCAGAAGCAUCCGCAUCUCGUGAUGGCGGUGGCCGUUCACCUGCUCUACGUGCAUCCCUUCUUCGAGACGCCCGAGCGGGAUGUCGAGGAUCCCUCGUACCUGUGCGUCCUCAUCCUGGUCUUCAAUGCGGCCGAGCACCUGGUGCCCAUCAUCAGUCUGCUGCCCACGGCGACGCACCGGCACUACGCCUAUCUGCGCGACUCGAUGCCGCAUCUGGUGCCCCAGCUGCCCAUCGAGGGCGCCUCCUCGCGCAUCGAUUCGGCCAUGCGGCAGGCGGGCAGCUCGGCGGAGUACCUGCAGAUGAUACUCAGCCACAUCGAGGAGAUCUUCACGAUGGCCGACGAGCGGGUGGAGCUGCUCCAGACGGCCCAGUCCAACCUGCAGCGCCUGGGAGCCAUCGAUGCGGGCAUGUACGGCACCUCGAACUUCCUGGAGACCUUCCUGGCUGCCCAGAUUCAGAUCGAGCAGAUGCAGCGCUGCGCCAGCACGCAGAGGAGCCGCGUGCCGCUCAAGGAAUCGCUGGCGGCGCUCAUCCGCAACUGCCUCAAGCUGCAGCACACCUUCUCGGGCCUCAACUACGGCGACAUUCUGCAGGUGAAGCAGCUGCGCCUAAGGGCCUGCGCCCUGCACCUGGUGCUCGUGGUGAGGGAUCGCUCGCAGAGCGCCCUGGGUCCCUGCCAGAUGCUGCUGCAGACCGCCGGCGACAUUGCCGAGUUCAUUAAGGCGAACACAAAGGAGGAGGAGGAAAAACCGCCGCUGGAGCAGCCAGAGAAGCAGUCCAGCAGCAGCAGCAGCGGCAGCAGGGACACUGCCCAGCCGGACAGCUUCACCCGCCAGCUGCUGGGCAAGCUGGAUGCCAUUUCGGAUCCCAAGCCGGGUCGCGUCUUCCGCGAGAUCCUGCCGCUCGUCCAGCAGGCUCCGCCGCUGGCGCUGCCGCCGGCCAACGAGAAGAUACGCCGCUGCGUGGCCAACAUCCUGGAGCCCUGUCCGCUGCAGUCGCAGGACAAUGUGAUCAAGGUGACGGCCGGCCUGAUUGCCGCCGUUCCCUUUGUGGCCGAGAUCGACAACCUGCUCGAGUCGCAGAAGGCGGACAUGCGGAUCAAGAUCAAGUACCCCGACCAGCACAUGCACACGGUGGUGCCGAAGCGCAGCGACUUCAAGCCCAUCAUGACGGAGCAGGGCGAGCACGAGACGAAUGUGCGCCUGCGCACCACCAUCCUGCUCUCGCACAGCGUCUGGACGGAGUCCUCGCUGGUGGAGAUCCAGCUGUGCCUGGCCGUUCGCCCCGGCAGCGAGCUGGAGCUCUGCAAGCCGGCCAAGGUGCUCUUCGCCCCCAAGCCGGUCAGACGCGGCAUUUAGCUGGCUGAUCUCGGGGCGGAUGGAGCCGCGGGUGGACGGAGCCGGCGGCGCAGGAGCGGAUUGAGGAGCUGACAAGGCCACACAGCCGCUGGAGAAGCAGAGAAUCGGGCGGACCGAUUUUCAACUGUUCAAGUAAAUAUGUAUAUCGUUGUCUAGGGAAACAGUUGGCUAGCCUAUGUAUUUUUGAUCUUUUAAGGCCUCAGUUGUGUAGCAUAUAUCAUAUGUAUUUUUUUCCAGUUUAAAUAAAGAAAGUAAUAAUCAAAAUA